Messenger RNA from Caenorhabditis angaria, 2482 nucleotides. The record is from the annotation of a GenBank genome assembly. NCBI's taxonomy places the organism in Eukaryota, Metazoa, Nematoda, Chromadorea, Rhabditida, Rhabditidae.
AUGAUGCGAAUAAAAGAGGCAAUUCAGCGUAAAAAGCUGAUCCAUGAGAUGAAUGAAGAAUGGAAAGAUAUUGAUUAUGAUCUUGUGCCAGGAAUGUCAACAUCUCAACCAAAUCGAUGUCCAGCAUCACCAUCGAUUCGAAAAUCGUACGGGUCUUUUCGAUCAAUGCAAAAUGAAGAAUUUGAGACUCCGGAAACCAGAUUACAUAAUUUUGUUUUCUAUUUAUCCGGGAAAUUGUCAGAUUUGCAGGUUUCGUUUUUUUCGGGAGAUUCUGAUAUAUAUAAAUCAAAAAUGGGAAAAAAUAAGGUAGAUCAAUGAUUAUCUGGGUCACGUUUCACUUUUUUGGUAGUUUGCUCAUUUAAUUUGAAAAAAUUUCAAAAUUGAAAAUGAAACGUCAUAAAUAAUUUCCACACUUUUCACGUAGACUAAUCCACUUGAUACUUUGAAAACUGGCUACAAUUAGACCCAAUACUUUAGGUCGGAGUUCAUUUUUUUCCCGAUUUUCGUAUGACGCAUUUCAUUUCCCAUGUCAUACUUUUUAUUAUCAGAAAAAAUCCAAUUACUCACUAUAAAAAAUAAUCACGCGCACGCACGCACUGAAAAAAUCAACAAAUAAAAAUUAAUAAUUUCCGCUCCGGAAAUUAUUCUUUCUCAUCCGAAAACGGCUAAAAAUAAAUGAUGUUUGUUUGCGGAUCUAUAUCAUGACUUUUAUAACAUGACUUUUUCGCAGAAACGAGCUUUGAAAAUCACAUGGCGUCGAUUAUCAGAAGCUCCAAAAACAUCCGGAAGAGGAACAUUACAUAUAAUGGAAAAAGUGUUGACAAAACUUUGUGAUCAAUCACCGGGAGUUACUGCAAUUUUCUAUAAAUCUGCAUUUUUGUCGUGUAUUGAGGAUCGGAAAUGUGGAAGAAGACAACAAGCAUCGAUUGCUACUAUUAGGUAUUUGUUUUCAAUUUUUGGAAUUCAAAAAAACUAAUUAAUUAAAUAAAUAUUUCCAGGGAUCAUGCUCAUAUCCUAAUCACAUUAAUCGACGAUAUUCUUCAUAUAAUGUUCGAGGGACCACUUCAAGUUGUCAAAUAUGAUCCGGUAACAAUUGGUGAAGUUCAUUCUCGUUUAGCACCUCUUGGUUUCGAUCGUGCAAUUUGGCAUGUUUUUGGAGAAUGUUUUGCUGAGGUACGUGUUUUUGUGUAUGCGAAGUGUAACAAAUAUGUUAUUUUUUCUUGUUGUUUUUUUCAGGUGAUGUUUAUGCAAGAAUGCAUUCGUGCGUAUCCACACGCUCCUUCCGCUUGGUCAUUGUUGGCUGUAGCAUUGACUGAUCGCAUUUUCUCAUCCUCCAAAUUAUCAUUAUCGGUACAGUUUUCAUCUUUUUCUUUUUUGGCCAGAUGAAGUUGCACUUUUGAUUUCUGAGCUCAAGGUUCGGGGAUUUCCGAUAGAUCCUAUAUUUUUGUGAAGUGAAAUUGUUCUAUGAAAAAUAUUUUGAGACAAACAUUGUCCACGUUUCUCUCUCUUUUUUUUCGAAAAAACUCUUCCUGCUGACUUCAUAGUUGUAGAUAUUUGCAACAAUGUCUUUUAUUCAAAUUUCAAAUCAAAUAUUCGUACGCCAACAACAAUAUUCUCAAAAUAAAAAAUGUUGCGAUUUCCUCGAACAUCAUUCGAAAACUCUAAUCCUAAUCGGAACUCUUUGAGGUCAACAAACAUUCUAUUCUGUCAUGUGAUAAAAAUUUUGAAACAUUAAAAAUCAGAUUUUAUUCAGAAAUCUCGAAAUGAGCCAUUCCCAUUACACGAAUCAACAUCUUCAACAGUUCAAUCAGCUCCUCCAGUUCCACCUCCUCGAAAAACUGCGAAUAUGCGCUGCCCAUUUUUCUCUUCAACAAUCAAUCCAACUCCUGCAUGUUGUCCACAUAAAAGAGCUUUGCCAACUCCUCAACCACUUCAGAAUCGAUUCAGUUUGGUAAGAUCAAAGAUCAGAAGAUUUGAAAAAUAUUUCAUCUACAGAGUAUUGGAAACUGUAAAUACAGACUUUUUAUACUUUUCUAAAAAAUCUUAAAAAUAUAAAAUAUCUAUUCAUUCAACUUUUAUCACAACAAAAAUAGUAUUGCAGGAUCUAUCCGAAAUCUCGACUUCUUCAACAAACAACGACGACGACGAUGUAUUUUUCUCAGCGCGUUCCCAUUUUGAAAAUGAUCAACCAGCUCCUCCGAUCCCACCACCUCCAGUUGUGCCACAAAGAAGAUUGCCGAUGUUAAUGAUGACAACUUCAGUUUGCGAUGAAAGGUAAAUAUUCAUCAUUUGAAAUUCUUCAGAAUCAAAAAUAUAUAUCAAUUUCAGAACGUUUUAUGAUAAUCAUCAUCGAAAAUAUUCAAUCCACGAAAGCCGCCCUCGUCGAUCUCGAAGUGUUCAUCAUAAUGCUCAAUUUCUUCGUUCGAAAUCUGAAGCGCGUCUCCGUCUUCAACGCGCCAAUCGAGACCCAAGUUAUGUAUGA